UGUCAAACUUGUCAAAGUGUUGUUUAGCAAUAGCAAUCGUCUGAGCUGGUUGAGUAGAAGAUUUUUCUGGAAAGUGAUCUCCUAUCUGAGGAUAUUUUGCAUUUAUUUGUGUGAUUCAAGAAUCAUUUAGUUUCCUUUAGUAGACACAGUUAAAACACCAUCAUGGCUCACUACAAGGGAGCAGCAUCUGAGGCUGGCAGGGCUAUGCACCUCAUGAAGAAAAGAGAGAAAGCCCAACAAGAAAUAGAACUGCGUAAGAAGAAGAUUGAGGAAGAUUUGAAGAUGGUAAACAUUGAGAACAAGUUCGCUACACACUACGAUGCCGUGGAACAACAAUUGAAGAGUUCCACGAUUGGUCUUGUUACCCUUGAUGAGAUGAAAGCCAAACAGGAACACAUAGUCAGGGAACGAGAGAAGAAAUUAGCACAGAAGAAAGCAGAGAAGGAAAAGGAAAGGCAGAAGGAGAUCGAAGCUAAACAAGCACAGAAAAAUAAACAAAAGAGACAGAUUCAAGCUUUAUCAUUUGACUUAAAUGAAGAAGAAGAAGAAGAGGAGGUGGAACCUGAUGCUGCAGAGGAAUCUUCAGCGGAUGAGAAACCACCAACUGAAGACAAAAGUUGGAGGGACAAGGAAGAGCCAGUGUACAAAAAAAUUAAAAAGAAUCCAGAUGUGGAUACAUCAUUCCUGCCGGACAGAGAAAGAGAGGAAGCCGACUUGAAGUUACGAGAAGAACUUCGUUUGGAGUGGGUGAUGACACAGGCAAGCCUCAAAGAUGAGCCCAUCACAGUUACAUUCAGCUACUGGGAUGGGUCCGGUCACAGGCGAAAUGUUACCUUGAAAAAAGGUAAUUCCAUAUACCAAUUCCUUCAGAGAUGCCUCGAUACUCUUCGACCUGAGUUCAGUGAACUCAAAACUGUAUCGGCAGACCAGCUUAUGUAUGUCAAGGAAGAUCUCAUUUUACCUCACCAUUACACAUUCUAUGAUUUUAUAGUUACUAAGGCCAGAGGAAAAAGCGGUCCUCUAUUCCAAUUUGAUGCUUCUGAUGAUGUCAGACUUGUAAACGAUGCUACACAAGAAAAACAGGAUUCCCAUGCCGGAAAAGUACUACUGAGAUCCUGGUAUGAAAGAAACAAGCACAUCUUCCCUGCUUCAAGAUGGGAGCCCUAUGAUCCGACGAAAACAUAUUCCAAAUACACAAUCAAGGGAAAAUGAAGCCGCCUACAUACCUUAUAAUAAGUUACCAUGAAGCAAUCAGUUGGACGAUAAAAUGCAAUAAUACCAACGAAUGUUAUAAAUAAAUUAUGUGUAUUUGUAGUUAUACAA
Messenger RNA from Spodoptera frugiperda (fall armyworm), 1323 nucleotides. RefSeq names its product protein FAM50 homolog. NCBI's taxonomy places the organism in Eukaryota, Metazoa, Arthropoda, Insecta, Lepidoptera, Noctuidae. The transcript is spliced from 6 exons. Gene Ontology annotation, cellular component: nucleus. Bases 163 to 1212 code for a protein of 349 amino acids. The record is from RefSeq and is a predicted model, not a curated record. Gene Ontology annotation, biological process: chromatin organization.